AUGACCAUGGCCCAGGCUGGAGCCGUAGCUGCAGCUGCCACGGGGCUCCUCGUCUUCUUCCUGUACUCCUCCAUCCACAAGGUUGAGGAGGGGCACCUGGCCGUGUAUUACAGGGGUGGUGCGUUGUUAUCUAGUCCGAGUGGACCGGGCUACCACAUCAUGCUCCCAUUCGUUACCACGUUCAGAUCCGUGCAGACCACGUUGCAGACUGAUGAAGUGAAAAAUGUGCCUUGUGGGACAAGUGGCGGUGUUAUGAUCUACAUUGACCGAAUAGAAGUUGUGAAUAAAUUGGCACCGUAUGCAGUGUACGAUAUUGUGAGAAACUACACUGCAGACUACGAUAAGACCCUGAUCUUCAAUAAAAUUCAUCAUGAGCUGAAUCAGUUCUGCAGUGCCCAUACCCUGCAGGAAGUAUACAUUGAGCUGUUUGAUCAGAUAGAUGAGAAUCUGAAGUUGGCCCUGCAGAAAGAUCUCAACGUCAUGGCACCAGGUCUCACUAUCCAGGCUGUGCGUGUCACAAAACCCAAAAUCCCAGAAGCCAUCCGAAGAAAUUUUGAGCUAAUGGAGGCUGAGAAGACCAAGCUGCUGAUUGCAGCCCAGAAGCAGAAGGUAGUAGAGAAGGAGGCAGAGACAGACCGGAAGAAAGCGCUCAUUGAGGCAGAGAAGGCUGCUCAGGUGGCCAGGAUUCACUAUCAACAGAAGAUUAUGGAGAAGGAAACAGAGAAGCGAAUUUCUGAGAUUGAAGAUGCUGCAUUCCUAGCAAGAGAGAAAGCAAAAGCUGAUGCGGAGUACUACACUGCUCAGAAGCUGGCUGAUUCCAACAAGCUGAAACUUACCCCCGAGUAUCUGGAACUAAUGAAAUACCAAGCGAUAGCUGCGAACAGCAAGCUGUAUUUUGGUGACCGCAUCCCCAAUGUGUUUCUGGAUUCCUGUGCCUUCCAGCAAGCCAAUCUGAGGACUGCCCAAGAAACCAGCCUUCCUUCACAGGAGGCCCCGGAGACUUCUGGAGAAAGCCACCUCAGAACAAAGGAAAGCACUGGCUGACAGAGGUAGAAAGAUACCUGGUAUAGCUCAACAGCGAGCCCAGCUGUGAAUGGGGAUGUUGCCCUGUGCUGGUGGGGCGGAUGCAGCGCAUGCGUGGACAUCUUGUGUAUAGGUGGCAGUUGGGUUGAUUUUCUUCUAGCAACACAUUGCAAGUGCUCUGCCUCUUCCGUUUCUUCCCCUAUUAAAUUGGUGCUUCCAAAUGAGGGAUAAUCCUGUACUAACAUACCUAUACUGGAAUAUUAAAAGACAGACACCGGGAAAGCC
This is a messenger RNA of Fulmarus glacialis (Northern fulmar), 1308 nucleotides long. It is a transcript of the gene ERLIN1, whose product is annotated as ER lipid raft associated 1. Gene Ontology annotation, biological process: SREBP signaling pathway. Bases 1 to 1044 code for a protein of 347 amino acids. Gene Ontology annotation, cellular component: endoplasmic reticulum membrane; endoplasmic reticulum. The transcript has 11 exons. The record is from RefSeq and is a predicted model, not a curated record. Gene Ontology annotation, molecular function: cholesterol binding; ubiquitin protein ligase binding. Lineage: Eukaryota; Metazoa; Chordata; Aves; Procellariiformes; Procellariidae.